GCCCGGGGUCAGCUGGUCCUUUUUGGCGGCGGCACCGGGAGAGCCGCCUUCGUGUCACAUCAGUGGCUUAGCACAGACCAUCCUGACCCCGACUUCAAGCAAAUGCGAAUCCUACAAGAAGCCUUGAGAAGGCUCCUGUUCAGCUCCGGGCAUGUACCCUUAGAUGCAGUUACGGAAGGCUUGGUACCAAGUGCCAAGGCCCUUCCAACGAGUGAGUUUCAGACGGAGCCUUUAUUCAUUUGGUAUGAUUACUUCUCCUGUCCGCAGUUGGAACACCGGAAGUUUUAUGCCACCGAUCAGAGGGAUGGCAGCAACCAAGCAAACGCCAUCAACAGCAUUCCGGGCUACAUAGCCCAAUGCAAGUUCUUCCUGGCUUUGUGUCCGACUCUUGAUUGUCCCCCAGAGGCCAAGGUGUUGUCAGCCGUAAGUUGGAGUAGACGCGGCUGGUGUAGGAUUGAAAGGGCAGCACGCGAGCUGUCAAGAGAGAGCAGUUGGAUUCUUAUCCAGAGUGAUUCUGCGAUCGAAGUGGUGGGCACCGCAGUUUCUUUUGUGCCUGGUUGCGUGGGCGAAGCAGAGUUCACAGUUGCAGAAGAUAAGGCUCGGCUUGCACCGGUCAUGCGCAAGAUCGUCAUGCAGAAGCUUAAGCACUGCCUCCGCACGGGUGAUUUGCCCACCUUCCGGCGCCACUUCAACCUGCAGAGCGUGCACCUGCGAGGCUUAGAGACGACUAGGCCCAUUUGCCUUCUUCCUAGCCAGGAUACGCAAGGUCCUGAUGGCCAGGCAGUGACAGAGUUCCUUCACCAGAAUGGCUUCAGGAGUGUUGGUGAAGUUGACAGUGCGGGGUGGCGGCCGCUUCACUACGCAGCACUGGCUGGGAGCGUGGAGGUGCUUGAAGCCCUCUUGGAGUUAAGGGCUGAUGUGAGGCGUCGCACCUCCAAGGAUGAGCCUGCACUGGGCUUACCGCCUUGGAUGUCGGCACUGGACCUGGCAGUCUGCUACAAGCACCACGAGACAACUCGGCUACUCCUAGCGGCAAGAGCCCACUUGGAGGGUGGAACUGCUCCAGCCAUGCAUUACGCAGCCAUCUCCAACAAUGCGGAAGGUGUCCGGCUGCUCUGCGCUGCAGGCGGCAGACCGCUGGCUCAGAACCUAUUGGGGUUCACGGCCUUGCAGGCUGCAGCCACUUAUGCAGCAAUGGAAGCGGUAGAGAUGCUGGUGCAGGAUGUUCAGGGCUGCCCAGCGCUCGAGCUAUCGCGGGCGCUUUGGGGUGCUGCAGCUUUUCGAGGUGGCUCCGCAGAACUGGUGCGCCGACUGCUUAACUUGCGCGCCGACGUCAACUUCCAGUUCAGCGUGCCUCGCGACUUGAGACCACUGGGACGGAUUUUCUGCGCAACGAAGUCCCUGCAACACCGGCUUGGCUGGGCCACUCUUCAAACGCAAUUUUUCUACCAUCAGAACGGCAGCACGCCCCUGAUGCAGUCCAUCCAGACGGCGCAAUGGGAAGCUGCAGCUGCCCUAAUUGCAGCGGGUGCUCGAAUUGAUUUACGCAACACUCGCAACCGAGCCGCGGCCGACUUUGCCCGGGGACAGUCCAUCCCGUACUACCUGCAGAUGGGUCUUGAUGGAGACGCAGCUCAGUGUAGCAGGGUGUCUUCGCUUGCGCUGGCCGAUGGCUACGUGGAGGUGUAUAUGCAGCUUGGUGCUGUUUGUGAGGUCUUCCUGAGCUUGCGCAUGAAGUCGUGCGUUUUGUAUCAGACUUUUGAGUUGGAUGCU
Molecule: messenger RNA, 1773 nt
Organism: Symbiodinium pilosum
Lineage: Eukaryota; Dinophyceae; Suessiales; Symbiodiniaceae
Source: the annotation of a GenBank genome assembly